Panicum hallii is the source of this 552-nucleotide messenger RNA. Its product is annotated as RING-H2 finger protein ATL66-like. Lineage: Eukaryota; Viridiplantae; Streptophyta; Magnoliopsida; Poales; Poaceae. The record is from RefSeq and is a predicted model, not a curated record. The coding region runs from base 1 to 552 and encodes 183 amino acids. The transcript has a single exon.
AUGGUUCCCUCCGGCGCCGUGUUCCGCGGCGACCCGCCCGGCCCGGCGGCGGGCCCCCGGGACGGCGGCGGCGGCGGCGACGGCUACGAGAACCGGGCCCUCAUCCCGCUGUUCCUCGCCUCCGCCCUGCUGUUCUUCGUGACCUACCAGCUCUUCGGCCUCGCCGCGGCCGGCGGCGUCGUGGCGCUCUUCGUCGUCCUCGCGCUCGCCGCCCACCGCGUCAGGCUCUCCCGCGCCUUCCCCUUCCUGCACCUGUCCUGGGACGUGGCCCCCGGCGGCGGCGUGCUGUUCCGCCCUCGGGCGGCCGCCGGGAUGGACGCGGCGGCGAUCUCGGCGCUCCCGGCGGCGUUCGGGUACAAGCGGGACGAGCACGCCGCGACGGGGUGGGCGCAGUGCGCGAUAUGCCUGGGCCUGGUGCGCGCCGGCGAGGCCGUGCGGCGGCUGCCGGCGUGCGGGCACCUGUUCCACGCCGGGUGCGUCGACAAGUGGCUGCGCGCGCACGCGACGUGCCCGCUGUGCCGCGCCGCCGUCGCGCCGGAGCUGCCCAUCUAG